This is a messenger RNA of Danio aesculapii, 4495 nucleotides long. It is a transcript of the gene camk1gb, whose product is annotated as calcium/calmodulin-dependent protein kinase IGb. NCBI's taxonomy places the organism in Eukaryota, Metazoa, Chordata, Actinopteri, Cypriniformes, Danionidae. Gene Ontology annotation, biological process: peptidyl-serine phosphorylation. The record is from RefSeq and is a predicted model, not a curated record. Gene Ontology annotation, molecular function: ATP binding; calmodulin binding; calcium/calmodulin-dependent protein kinase activity. Gene Ontology annotation, cellular component: intracellular anatomical structure.
UGUAAUCUCCGACCUGUUGGCUAUUUGUGCUGCUGUCCACGGCUGUAAUCUGUCCAGACUGCAGCGGGCUUUUGGCAGGAGAGUCGGAGCGAGCAUCUUUUGCGCACUUGCCUCUAGAAAUCCCUGUAGAAGCUCACGCAGAAAUGGGCCGAAAGGAGGGCGAAUAUGAAUGGAAGAAGAGCACGGAUAACAUCCAGGAUGUGUUUGACUUCAUGGAUGUUCUCGGAUCGGGGGCUUUUUCUGAGGUCUUCAUGGUGAAGGAGAGGAAAACAGGCAAGCUUUUCGCCAUGAAGUGUGUGAAGAAGAAGAACAAAAGAGACAUCAACCUGGAGAACGAAAUCGCAGUGUUGAGAAAGUAAGACUGGGAUGAUCAACAUGAAAACGUGGUUUGCCUGGAGGACUUCUAUGAAAGUCGGACACAUUACUACCUGGUCAUGCAGCUAGUUUCAGGUGGUGAACUGUUUGACCGGAUCCUGGACCGCGGCAUGUACUCAGAGAUGGAUGCUAGUUCGGUUAUCAGACAGGUGCUUGAGGCCGUCAGCUACCUGCACAAUAAUGGCAUUGUCCACCGCGACCUCAAGCCAGAAAAUAUGCUCUACUACAGCCCUGAUGAAAACUCCAAGAUCAUGAUCAGUGAUUUCGGCCGGUCCAAGAUGGAGGAUAACGGGGUCUUGUCUACAGCCUGUGGGACGCCCGGAUAUGUGGUCUUCUGUGGUUAUCCUCCUUUCUAUGAAGAAACCGAGACACGUCUGUUUUCUAAGAUCAUGAAGGGACAGUAUGAGUUUGAUUCACCCUUCUGGGAUGACAUCUCUGAAUCUGCAAAGGACUUCAUUCGCAACAUGAUGCAGAAGAAUCCUAAGAUGCGUUUUAACACCGAACAGGCCCUCAGACACCCCUGGAUUAUCGGGAAGACGGCGCGCAGUCAGGACAUCUACCACUCGGUCAGCGAGCAGAUGCAGAAAAACUUCGCCAAGUCCAAGUGGAAGCAAGCCUUCAAUGCCACAGUGGCCAUUAACCACAUGAAGAAGCUCCAGCAGGCUCAUUCUGAGGCCUGUGUGCGUCUCAAAAACUGCCCUCGAGAUGUGCCCGAAAUCAAAGUCAUCGCCUCCUCCACGCCUGAAUCUGUCCGCAAGAAGCUGCUCUCUGAGACCCCCGAGCCCAACGGCAGCAUGAACGGGCCGUGCGGAUCCACCGAGGCCAAGAGUCAGUAUCACCCGAUGCGGGUCAGUCACAGCGAGACCACUCACGUUGGCACCCUCACCAUAGCAGAGAAGGGCAAACACGUGUACCACUCGGAGCCAGCCGAUCUCAAUGGGUAUGCAAAAAGAAGCUCCAAUCGUCCCGGGCAGAACCUGCAGACCGGUGUUUGCUCUGUCAUGUGAUCGGCUGCACUGCAAAUGCAUGAUUUUUGACAGGUCUGUGACCUCUCACCGGCCAACUGGCUGCUUUCUGUGGGCAGAUCCCUCUGCUCUGCCCCGGUCAAGAGUGUUGUCAGGACAGCUGGCCACCAGCCCGCACCGUCCUCUAAUCCAGAAGUUUAGGAGAGUGCCUCCAAAUUCUGCAAACAGAGCACAAAUACAGCCCGCCACACACUCACAAGCGCAGUAUCCCUGUACCAUGAUUGGUGCCGAACAUCAAAACUCUGUAUUUUUCCUUCGAGGAAGCAGUUUUACAUGAUCAAGGUCAAUUCAUCUCUCUGUAUUAACACACAUUUGGAGCAGGGGUCCGUGUUACUGGACUCUUGAGUAUUAUUUUGUGCUUUUGUACAUACAGUCUAUGUGAUGCAUGGCUAGUUUGUAAAAUGUGCAAUAAUGUGUCAUUUUAGUUUGUAAAAAACAUUUCCCUGUAAGUCAUAUUAGAUUAUAGGGCUGCACAAUAUUGGGGAAACAUUGAUAUUAUUUGAAUAUCUCCAUUUCGGAUAGUUUUUAUCAUGUUGGAUUGAUUGGGAUGAUUCUGCAGGGGAGUUCAUCUGCGUAAAAUAUAAAUAAGAAUCUACAAGCAUGGAUAAAUACAAUAUAGAAAAAUGAACAGUGCUUUAUAGGUUUUAUGAGGAGUAUAAUAGUAUUCAGGUGUACAGUAAUGAAAUGUCAAAUAAUACAGCGUAAUCUUUAUUAUAUAAAUAAUUCAAUCAAAUUAAUUGUUAUUAAAGUUAUAAACGGUACAAUUUCGUAUGCCUGAAUCCUUUUAAAGUCCUCAUGCAAUCACAGGCCUAAAAAACCGCAUCCAAAUGAUAAACUAUAAUCCAGACUCAACAUUGCAUAUGUUGCGAUGUGACUAUUACGAAUGAUCACAUUGCGAUAUUAAUGAUGAACCGAUAUAUUGUGCAGCCCUAUUAGGGGCCGAUCACACCGAAUGUGCCUUUUGCUAUGAAAAGGCUCCUUUUUUGAAUGGUUUUCUAAUGUGGCUUUCACACCAGACGCGGUUUGCGUGAAAAAUGUUUGUUUUUUAAAAUCGCACAAUUUGCGCGUAAAUAAUGCAUAAUCAUUUUGAGUUUAUUCGGCUCAUUCGCGCGUCAAAUUCGCCUCAUUUGCGUGUCAAAUUCAAUUAUACGCAGAUUCACAUCAUGGGCAGGGCUUCUGUCUGCCCGGUGACUCUAGUUUCAUUGUUAAAUGGCUAACAUGGAUUUUAUUGAGAGAGUAGCUGUGCUUUAUGUUCUUUAGGAAGGCUGAAAAACGGCAUAGAUUUGUUCGGUGCCGUGUCUGAGUCCACUAGAUACUUUCAAAGGUGCACCCAGCACUGUGAGUUCAUCAGGUAAAGUUCAGAUUUUCCAACUUGAGUGAUUCAUGCGUCAUGAAUGCAUCAAAUGCACAAAACGUUAUAAUUAAGACACUUCAUUCGCGUCGUUUUCACCGCUGCAUUUGCGUGAAUUGUGUCAUUUGCACUGCUUCAUUGACAAUAGAUAAAUUAAGCGAAAUAAAUGAUAAAUUUGCACGAAUAAAUCGAUGCAAAUUACGUGAUUCGUGCGAAUCGAGACAUUGGCACUGUUUCAUUCAUGCGAAUCGUGCCAUUGGCACCGUUUUAUUCGUGCGAAUCAUGUCAUUGGCACUGCUUCAUUCGUGCGAAUCAUGUCAUUGGCACUGCUUCAUUCGCGCGAAUCAUGUCAUUGGCACUGCUUCAUUCGCGCGAAUUGCGUCAUUUGCACCUCUUCAUUCGCGCAAAUUGCGUCAUUUGCACCACUUUAUUCGCGUGAAUCGCAUCAUUGGCACAAAUUGCACCAUUCGCGCCAUCUUGUUCGUGUGAAUAGUGCCGCAGGAUGUCUAUUCGUGUCUUUGCUUUGACUUAACAUGUAAAUCACUCGUGCUUGGCGCUUCGAAUGAGGUGACGCGAAUGAUGGGAUUCACGCGAAUGAAUCUGUGCAAAUGAAGCGAUGUUCAGGUUGUCUAUUUGCGUUUUUGCUUUGACUUUACAUUUAAUUCACUCGCGCAUGGCGCUUCAUCCGCGUCUGGUGUGAACGCACCCUAAUGCUCUCACAUUUUUGCCAUUGCGUACUGUGCGCCUGCAGUUGAAAAAAAGUCAUUUUUUCAUUUCAAGUCUUUUUUCAUUUUCAAAUGAAAGCCGAGGCGGGGUUUCUGUUGAGGUGACAGCAGUGUUUGUGUUGUCAAGAUGACUACGGAGUAUAUAUUGUAUGAGCUUAUAUGAAAGUAUACAUAAGCUGCACAAUACCAAAGUCCCUUUCAGGCCACCUUUGAAACGCCUCUCAGAGGUUCUGUUUGAAUGGGGAAACAUCAAAUUCUCCAAAAUUGCUUGCCAAGCUUACUAUUAAAUUUCAUAUUAGGAAUCACCAAUAUAUUUAAACAACAACUGUCUCUUUAGUUUCAUUUCUAAACGUUCAAAUCACACAAAAUCUGCGGAAACUGGUCUGCCUGGUUCGAGCGCCUUCCACGGAGAAUCCUCAGUCUAUAGCGAUCGCUGAUUGGCUCCUGUACUUGAAGGCAGGGCUUCAUUCACCAUAUUGACGUUACACUUUUUCCCAUUCAAAACUAUUCGAGUGACAUGUCUUGUGUAUUCUAUAGUCUUUGACAAUACACAGCUGAUUGAGUAGUUGCCUAGCAACAUAAAAAGUGCAGCUCACUGUUUUUUUCUUGUCAAUAAAAAAAGGCAAUGUGUUGCGUUCUCAGACCGGAGAGGCGAACUUGGUAUGAUUGGCCCCUAAGCUGGAAAUUAUUCAAUAAAUAGCUUUCUCUUUUUUUGGGUACUUUAACUAGAAAGGUUUAUUUUUGUAAUGCAGGAAUUAUUGUAUGUUAAUCCAUUAUAUAUAUUUUUUUCGUAAUGAAACAGAUACAAAUUGUUUAUUGCCUUCUUCCACCACCAUAGUUGUUGUGUGCACUGUAAAGCAGUACUAAUACCUGACAAACAUGAACUUUACUGUUAGAAAUACGGUAUUGUAACUAACUAUCAUGUAAGAGAUUGAAAAUGAAGUGUCUUCUGACUAGAGGAAGUUUAUGUUUGUGUAGACGGCUAUACUGUCAGUGCUUUGUGUGAUAUUUUUACUAAU